UGCAGGCGGAGGCGGGGCUACGAGGGGGCGAGUUUUGCGUCGCCGCGUCGGCAGCCACUUGCCGACCAUUUGGGAGUGUGCAGCCGACUGCUGGGCAUCGUGCUACCGUGCUAGUGUUUUGGAAGAGCAGCGGUGCUGAGAGUGCAGCAGGUGGGGUGCUUGCCUUGCGCGUGGCCAGCCAGGUUCCAUCUCCAGCCCGCCAGAAGUAACCCUUGAGCACCACCAGUUAAAAGUAUCCAUGGAGAACUCUGAAAUCUCAGUGGAUGCGAAAUCCGUAAAGAAUUCAGAAGUGAAGGUCAUUCAUGGCAGCAAGUCGGUGGACUCUGGAAUAGCCUUGGACAACAGUUACAAAAUGGACUAUCCUGAAAUGGGCGUGUGUUUAAUAAUUAAUAAUAAGAACUUUGAAGGCCAAGGAAUGUCGACUCGGACUGGUACAGAUGUAGAUGCAGCAAGACUCAAGGAAACAUUUACUAACUUGAAAUACGAAGUCAGGAUCAAAAAUGAUCUUACCUGUGAGGAAAUUAUGAAAUUGCUGCACAGCGCUUCUUUAGAAGAUCAUAGCAAAAGGAGCAGUUUUAUUUGUGUGUUUUUAAGCCAUGGUGAAGAAGGAACUAUUUUUGGAACAGAUAAACCUAUUGAGCUGAAGAUCUUAGCAGGUUUUUUCAGAGGAGAUUGUUGCAGAACUCUAACUGGAAAACCGAAAAUUUUCAUUAUUCAGGCCUGCCGAGGUACAGAACUCGACUGUGGAAUAGAGACUGACAGUGGUUCUGAGAGUGACAUGACGUGUCAGAAGAUUCCGGUGGAAGCUGACUUCUUGUAUGCGUAUUCUACAGCGCCUGGUUACUAUUCUUGGCGAAAUUCAAAGGAAGGAUCCUGGUUCAUUCAGUCGCUUUGUGAUAUAUUGAAGCAGUACGCUGACAAACUUGAGUUCAUGCACAUUCUUACUCGGGUCAACCAAAAGGUAGCAACAGAAUUUGAGUCCUAUUCUCUGGAUAUAACUUUCCACGCGAAGAAGCAGAUUCCAUGUAUUAUGUCUAUGCUCACAAAAGAACUGUAUUUUUAUCACUGAAGAAAAGAAUAAGGGUUUUAUGGUUUGUCUGUACACCAAGGUAGGAAACGGUCUGAUGGAUACUGUAUUUUCAUUCCCUCUCAUUUAAAUCUGAUCUAAUACUCGAGAUGGUACUUUGAAUCAUGCAAUUUUCAUAGCAAUAAAACUACUAUAAUACUACCUCAAAUUCAAAAUCAGGUAGUUGAAAUUGAAUUUUCACAGGAAUAAAUUAAAAUGGUACAAUCACUAUGAGAGGAAAUAAUUGGAAAUUAAAAUGGUACAGUCACUAUGAAUUGGAAAUUAGCAGUUCUCAAAACUAACAAGUUUUAGGGAGGUUAUGUUAUGAAUUUUCAAGCGAUUAUGAAAAAGUUGAUGUCUACAGUAAUGAAUUUCAAAGACGUGAUAUGACAGUUAAGAGUUUGCAUUCUUGUCAUUGUCAAAUCACAGAACCAGUGAUGUGGAAUGUUGUCUCCUAGAGCUAGGGGAUCCAUGGGCACCGCUGAUGGCCUAAAGACCUUGAUACUGGAUAUGGUAUUUGGAAGUGUUAACUGUGUAUUUAGAUCAUUUACCUGAGCCCAUCAAGACACAUACCAUGAAGUCAUGGGCUCAGGUCACUGUCACUGUCAUCCUGUUGCUCAUCGAUUGAUUGGAGUGGGCACCAGUAACGUCUCUCAUGGAGAGACUUUUUGUUACUGUUUUUGGCAUUUAUUGGAUAUGGAUAUGCCAAAAACAGUAAAAAAAAGUCUCUCCAUGAGAGACAAUACUGAUGCCCACUCAAACAAAUCGAUGAGCAACAGGAUGACAGACAGUGACAGUGACCUGAGCCUAUGACUUCAUGGUAUGUGUUUGAGCAUGUCUCUGUUGUGGAAAAUAACGUUUCAUAUUGAAAAAGAAACUAAAUUGGUUUACUUGAUACGGUGUGGGCAAACUGAGUUGAUCCGAGGUUCAUAAAUUCAGCAGAGAGGGACAGAGUGGCUCUAAUAAGCUGCUGAAACAUGCAGCCAUUCCACCAGCAUGCGGAGCCUCUCUGUUGCCAAUAUAUGAGUUUACACACCAGCACAAUAUCUAGAGAACUGUUAGGUCACAACCUCAACCCCUCCACUGUUAUUCGAGCCAGUAGCAGCAUGAACUGGAGACUUUCUACAGAAAGGGUUUAAAGUACAACUCGGGUAAUCCAGAGAGAAGGAUGAGAGAACCAGCACUGCACAGUCCUUGGAUGGGACCACCAUCUACUCGCACAUUUCUGCAUCUGGACUGGUACGAGGAGGAUGCCCCCCGGCAGGACUCCCACACAGCCGUAUCAGAAAGUUCAGAUGUGGACAUGUCCCAAAGAGGAUCAGACACGGGAAGCACCCAUUCUCUCAUUCGGAACCUGUGAAGUUCCUCUCUGUGGAAGUUUACAAUCCAAGGAAAACGAUGCUGUUACAGUUUGGUACAUCAUCCAAAUGCAAGGACUGCAGCACACAGACCAGAAGAUCAUCUGCCCUGCCCCCUCCUUUGGUGCUCGGGGGGCAGACAGAAAGCAGCGCCCAGCUGCCUCAAGGUCUUGCAUGGUCACCCCAUGUCACCCCACCACCAUAUCUCACUGGUGUUGGGUUUCUCUUCCUUACAGAUAGAAGCUCGUAUUUAUAAGUGAUGGUUUUUGGUUUAGACUCUAAUUUUCAAAGUAAACGAGGCAUGUAAUUAUCUUGAGCCGUGUUGUUGUGGAAUCAUGUUUUUUAAGAGUUGCUGAUUUUUUUUUAAUUUCAAAAUAUAAAAUUACCACCAAA
Molecule: messenger RNA, 2817 nt
Organism: Sorex araneus (European shrew)
Lineage: Eukaryota; Metazoa; Chordata; Mammalia; Eulipotyphla; Soricidae
Gene: CASP3
Product: caspase 3
Exons: 8
Coding region: 239-1069 (276 amino acids)
Biological process (GO): neuron differentiation; apoptotic process; erythrocyte differentiation
Cellular component (GO): cytoplasm
Source: RefSeq, a predicted model, not a curated record